Thamnophis elegans (Western terrestrial garter snake) is the source of this 3400-nucleotide messenger RNA. RefSeq names its product chromosome 2 C17orf80 homolog (gene MTNAP1). The record is from RefSeq and is a predicted model, not a curated record. NCBI's taxonomy places the organism in Eukaryota, Metazoa, Chordata, Lepidosauria, Squamata, Natricidae. The transcript is spliced from 5 exons. The coding region runs from base 274 to 1536 and encodes 420 amino acids.
GACUCUAGAGCGCAUGUGCAUAGUAAGGCUAACGGGUGACGCAUACGGCACAUGCACUGUCGCCCAAUUUGCCUCGCUCUCCGCUCGUGGGGUCACGGUCAAAGGUUUUCAUUCCGCCGGAGGCGCGUUUGUCGUUUCCAACGCUGGAUUCGCGAACUGAUGGUUUAUCGAGUGUAGCUGAGUUCCAGUUCGGCGCGGUUUCCUCGUGAGUGAAACCUUUCUUCGUUUGCGGCUUCUUACUUCCAGGAGGGAACCCAAUUUCUGGGCAGAAAAAUGACUGGCAACUCACCACAAAUACAAAUCUGUCCCUACUGCAAAAAGCAGUUUAAACGUCUCAAGUCUCACCUGCCUCACUGUAAGAUGGCAGGUAGUGAAGAUUCAAGAGAAGCUUUGCCUCUUCUCAGAAAAGCCUGUGAUUCUGCUACAUCUGAGCAGCUAAGUACUGAGAAAAAGACACAGCAAAUCAGAAGCUUAGAAACUCCUCCCAAAGAAGAAAGCAAAAAGAGUAAAACUGACUUGGUAACAAAGAAUGGAAGAAAAAAAAAUAUUGGAGUAACUGGAACAGUUGUAAACAGCAAUCUGGCAGAAGACAAAGAUACAGAAAAGAAAAUUAAAAGUGCUAGUGAAAAAUUUCCCCAAACAAAGGAAAAUAAACAAAAAACUUCAGAAGAGCUUUCAGCACCAGUAGAUAAAAGGCUGUUUCCAAAAAUAAGUCUUCCAGAGAAGUUAUCCACAGUCGAAAAAACCACUAGAGCCUCUUUACCUAAAGAAGAGAUUAUACCUGAUCUUAGGUUAGAAUCACUGACACAAAGUAGAAAAGCCACUUCAGAAUCACAUCAGAAACCCUGUGCAAAACAGAAGCAGAACAUAGAGUCACUUGGAGAGCAGCGUGUGUCCCUUUCAACAAAUAAUUUCAUUGAGAGUCUUCAACCAAUUAAUCAAGGUCUUGGUGGCAGAAUAGAACAAAUCACUACCUCUCAUCAUGUGACAGCAUUAGAAAACAGAUGUGAAUCCUCUGGUCAUAAUAGAUUGUCAAAUGAAAAUAUGCUUGAUAACAGUAAGACAGAACAGUGGCCUCUGAAAUCAGGGUCAGAAGGAGCAAACAUUGCUUCGGCCAACAGGCAGCAAAUUAUUACAGGCAAUGUGGACAAGAAGAACAUUUUAGAACUUGAAAGAAAUGUCAAAAGUGGAAGCACAGAAAAUGACAUGUUCUCAAUUAAAACAUGCACAUCACAGGACCGCGUUGUUGUAGACAGCUAUGGAAAGGUUAUCAGAGGUCCAGUCCACUUGCUUAAAAUUCCUCUGGCAGAAAAGAACCUAAAGGAUAUCAAACCUGGGGGUCUGCCCCAGGGGAUACUUGGAGCAACAUUCAGAGCCUGGAAUGGAUAUUUGAACAGGAACAUCAAUGUGAAAAAGUAUGGAUUGCCUGGGAUUUCUCUGCUGCUGCUGGGCUUGUGUACCCUUGGCUAUGCCUGGAGAUAUGAUCAUAUUAAAUUUAAGCGGAGGAAAGGUCCGGAUGAAGAUGCAACAGUAUAAAUAUUACACAUUUGCGUACUGCUCAGUCAUGCACCUUACCUUGGAUCUGGUCAGUAAAGUGGACAUUAUCUGUACUGGAGAAGUUACAUGAAAAUAUUUUGACUAGUAACUUGGCAUCUCUUUAGAAAAGAUAAUCUCCCAUGGUAUGGACAUUUUUUUGUUGAUAAAAAAAAUCUCUAAUCCUGAUUUUUUCUGGGCAGGAUCUGUCUGUUUUGUACCAUUUGCAGUGUUAUUUGCGAUUUCUUUUGACCUGUGGAAUGCAAUUAGAGGAGAAGGUGCUCUCUGGGAUGUCCUCUGCCACCUGGGGCCUCUGCAAGUGCUGGGAGUGGAAGAGUACAGUGGGCCAGGUCCGGGAGAUGGUCUCAGUGGACCUUAGUGGGGGAAGACAAGACAUCCCACUAAGGGUACAUUAGGGCUUAUUUUCUUCCCUGUCCUGUUAAAUAUUUAUGUGAAACUGCUGAGAGAGAUCCUCCGUUGGUUUGGUAAAGAUGACAUCAGUGUACUGAUGAGCCAUAGCUCUUCAUUACACUGGAAGCUUAACUGGGGAGCUGUGGAAGUCCUGAUUUAAAUGGAACAAAGCUGACUGAAUUGAAACCUAACAAGACAGAGUUCCUGUUCUUUUCAUUUAUUGUGAGGUAGGUGGUUCCUUAUAGCAGCUGUCCCCAACCUUUGUGGUUUGGCAGGCCGACACAAUGCACAUGCAGCCCUUGUACGAGCAGUGGGCCAGUGUGCAUGUGAAUACUCACCAGCUCACCGCUCGUGCAAGUUGAGCUGCUUGCACCUGCGAGCUCCAGCCAGCCAUUCACGUGGCCCAAUUCUGAAUAGGCCAGGUUGGGGACCCCUGCCUUAUAGAGCCAGGCUGUAAGCCCUUUUUAGCUUUGAAUUCUGAAACCAAUUUUUUGAACCUGAUAUAUGUAGAAAAUAAUUACUAAGAUCUUUAUAUUCUAGAGUAAUCUUCAUUGUUUUCAUCUAGCUGCUACAGACUGAACUUUCCAGAUACUUUACAGGUAUAGUUGUAUAUUUGGUAUUUUGCAAUGGCCUCAGUAAUAUGUAUCCAAAAUGUAACUUUGUUAAAAAAUCAGACUUUUUUUAGGAGUGGCUAUUGUGCAAAUACAGACCUUACUAUUGCUGUCCCCUUGAAAGUCCAGUCACAACACUGAAUCAAAGAACAUUCCUGUCUGUGCUUUAGCAGUAGCACAACUUCCAUCUCAAAUAUUCCAAAUCAAGAGUGUCAAGCCAAACUUUCACCUAACCAUCAGCAUUGACAUUUUGUAGAAUUCAUUUCAGUUUGUUCUUUAAUUCAGUGUACUAUUUUGCUCAGGCAUCCUGUCAGCCACUUCCUUGUAUUAAAUCUUGAAGAACGAGGUAAUACUAGCGCCCAGCAGCUUCUUGUAGCCAUCAAAUAAAAUAUCUUCCAGAGGAUUGUCUUGUUUUCAACCAACUAAAGUGUGAAUUGCAAUGGUUAGCCCAGCUGAAAUGGGUUCAUUUCAUGGGUUCAUUUUAGCCCAAAUAUUAGUAUAAUUCAGCUAAAGAUUUGAGACAGGUGUGUUUGGGGAAGCAUGGAAUCAUCUCCAGAUACAGAAAAGGCAUCAUUUGUCAUUGUAUUUGAAGGUAACACACAAGAUACAGGGGAAGCUGUGCCGCAUGCACAAUUUUGCAUUCUAGCACUUUAUUACCACCUACCAUCAGGCCCAUUACUUGCUUUCUGCUCAGUUGUCAAAGUGCAUCAAUGUUAGCACCAGCGAGCAUCUUAAAAACAAAGCAGUGCGUGUUUGUCACAAAAUUUGGCCUGUAAAGCACAAUAUUUGGUUGCCUCUCUGACUACUUGACUGGUCAGGUUUUCUAAUGUCGGUGUAUGAUUCAU